CAAUAACGCCGGAAAUGUAGAGAUAAUAUUGUCAGGCAAUGAAUCAGAAUUAUUAUCUGCUUUGGAACUGCUUUUAUGUUUCGUGAAGAGAACCGCAGGAAGUGAUGGAAAUAUAACACUCAAAAAUUAUAUUCAACAUUGGGUGAAGCUUUCUGUUCUAACUGAAAAUAAAGCUCUAGAAAAAGUGCUAAAUACUGGCUUGCAACUCAAGCAUGUUGUUGCGCUUUAUGAAAUUGUUGAAGGAAAGGUUGCAGAUAUUAUGAUAGAAAGUAUUACCAUAAAAUAUAAAGCUAGUCUCACAAGAGAAAUAGAAAAAGAGAUAGUAGCAUCUUGCUCUUUUGAUGAAAAGGAUAUCAAACUUAAUGCAAAUCUCAUUACAGCUGAAGCAUUUAUGAAUGCAUUAAAACGAUUUAUGUUUCGUCAGCUAUUAGUAGAAACUAUACGAGAAGAUCACCCGUUAUCAGAAUAUUUGAAUCAAACAGCUCUCUGUUGUUGGCCAGAUAAUAUGGAUGAGGAUUCAAUUUCAGAUAUGUUUCCUAUGUCACUCUUGAUAAAACAUACAUAUGAAGCAUAUCAUUUUGUAAAAAGAAGGAUAGAG
Racocetra persica is the source of this 598-nucleotide messenger RNA. The record is from the annotation of a GenBank genome assembly. Lineage: Eukaryota; Fungi; Glomeromycota; Glomeromycetes; Diversisporales; Gigasporaceae.